Messenger RNA from Fomitopsis serialis, 1338 nucleotides. RefSeq lists its product as uncharacterized. The transcript is spliced from 2 exons. Lineage: Eukaryota; Fungi; Basidiomycota; Agaricomycetes; Polyporales; Fomitopsidaceae. The record is from RefSeq and is a predicted model, not a curated record. The coding region runs from base 1 to 1338 and encodes 445 amino acids.
AUGUCCGAUGCCUGCGGGCUGGUGCGUCUCCUGAGACCCGCGCCGCGAACGGACCACUCGAGCCUCCCGCCCGAACUCUGGCUUGAGAUCUUCCGGUACGCAACAUACGUCCCGCGCGUCCGAGGCCUCAGCCCCGGAGACCCGUUCGAACCACAACGCCCCUCCAACUAUGCGUGGGGAGUGAACACCCUGUCUCGUCACUCGCGACAAAGCGAAACCUCGUCCUCGUCUGCCGGCCCUGUCGCGGCCAUCCUUUCCCUCCUUCCGAACCUACACGUGCUGAGCGGCAUCUGGGAGCGACCGCUGGCCAAGAACCUUCUGGAGGUGUUCUCGCGGUACCUCACGAGCUCGAUUCAGGGUUUGUAUUGGGACGAAGGCCUCGUUCCAGAGGGCGAGCCCUCGCUCCUGUCGGCCGCGUUCCUGCCAAAGUACCAAUCACUUCGUGUGCUGGACAUCAGGAAGCUGCGACUCGAGGAUCCGGAUAGUUUCCCGACAGACACCACAUCUACUAUCUCGCUGCCCUCGGUCGUGGAUCUGCUCCUCCCAACAUGUCCCGCCGUGCUGGGGUUCGCGCGCAAGCUUGACCUGCCCCGUCUCAACCGGCUGGUUCUGGACGCAGCGAAUCUGCGCCGGAAUAGCUCCUCGUACGUCAGCUCGUCCUUGAACAAGCUUCUCGCGAGGCACGGGCCGAAGAUCACCACCCUCGAGCUGCUCCCGAUGACCUCCCUCUCGUACCAGGCCUCCCCGAUCAGCAUCACCACAUUCCUCCAGCCCGACGUCUGCCCGGCGCUCGAGACGUUCGUCUUCGACUGCCGCGAGCGGCUGCUCAGCGCGUGCUCCCCGCCGCCCUCAUGCCUCCCGUCCAGCCCCGCGCGCCCAGGCGUCGACACGCGCCCGCCGCCCUCCGCACCUCCGACCCCCUCCCGCAACGCGCCCGAGCCCGAGCUGCGCUCGCCGCACCGCAACCUCCGCCGCAUCGGCAUCCGCGGGAUGGGCAUCUCGCGGCUGUACCCGAACCGCCCGAGCCACGCGCAGGCGCACCUGCAGUCCUUCCUCAAGCACCGCGCGCUCUUCCCCGUGCUCGAGACGGUGCGCACGCUCGGCUUCCUCGUCGACGCGUGCACGGACCCGUUCGCGCGCGACAUCUUCAUCUGGUGGACGGAGAAGUUCGAGGAGCACGGGCUGGACCUGCAGGACGGCGAGGGCGUCGUGUGGCUGUACACGGACCCUGUGGACGGGAGGCAGGACGUCGUCGUGGAGGAAGAGAUCGUCGCGGACGACUGCGCGAGCUUGGUGCACAAGAGCGAUGCGGGGGAGGUGCAGGCGGUGAAGGCGUGA